This is a messenger RNA of Hemisphaericaspora subhashii, 3477 nucleotides long. RefSeq names its product DNA-directed RNA polymerase III core subunit. The record is from RefSeq and is a predicted model, not a curated record. Bases 1 to 3477 code for a protein of 1158 amino acids. Gene Ontology annotation, molecular function: DNA-directed RNA polymerase activity; DNA binding; ribonucleoside binding. Gene Ontology annotation, biological process: DNA-templated transcription. Gene Ontology annotation, cellular component: RNA polymerase III complex. Lineage: Eukaryota; Fungi; Ascomycota; Pichiomycetes; Serinales; Debaryomycetaceae. The transcript has a single exon.
AUGCCACCGAAGAGGAGAGUUUCUCACGUUGCUGCCGAAUCGGAUGAAGCAUUCCGUGAGCUUUUUAAACCAGAAUAUAAAGGAAAGAAAUUGACCGAUGAGAUCAACACAGCACAAGAUAAAUGGAAUCUAUUGCCAGCAUUUUUAAAAGUUAAAGGUUUAGUCAAACAACAUUUGGAUUCUUUCAACUAUUUUGUGGAUGUUGAUUUAAAGAAAAUCAUUAAGGCCAAUGAAUUGGUGUUAUCUGAUGUUGAUCCAGAAUUUUAUGUGAAAUAUUUAGAUAUUAGAGUGGGUCAUAAAUCUUCAUCUGCUCCUGGUACUAAGGAGUUAAUCUUACCUCCACAUGAAUGUAGAUUAAGAGAUUUGACUUAUUCUGCACCUAUUUAUGUUGAUAUUGAAUAUACAAGAGGACGUAAGAUUAUUAUGCAUAAAGAUUUGGAGAUUGGAAGAAUGCCAGUCAUGUUAAGAUCUAACAAAUGUCUUUUGGAUGGAUUAGAUGAAACCCAAAUGGCCAGGUUUGAUGAAUGUCCAUUAGAUCCAGGAGGAUACUUUAUUGUCAAUGGUACUGAAAAGGUUAUCCUUGUUCAAGAACAAUUAUCCAAGAAUAGAAUUAUUGUGGAAGCUGAUGAAAAGAAAGGAUUGGUUCAAGCAUCAGUUACUUCUUCCACUCAUGAACGUAAAUCCAAAACAUACGUUAUAACAAAGCACGAUAAAAUUUUUUUAAAGCAUAAUUCCAUUAGUGAAGAUAUUCCAAUUGUUAUUGUAUUGAAAGCAGCUGGUAUAACAUCCGAUUUAGAAAUUUUGCAAUUAGUAUGUGGUAAUAAUCCCUCUUAUCAAGACCUUUUUGUUGUUAAUUUUGAAGAAGCUGCACGUUUAGAAGUAUUCACCCAACAGCAAGCAUUAAACUAUGUUGGUAAAAGAGUGAAAACCAUUAGAAGAGCCGGUGCACCCAAAUUGUCACAAUUACAAGAAGGUAUCGAAGCCAUUUCUACAACUAUCAUUGCCCAUUUAACAGUUUCAGAUUUACAAUCUAGAGAAAAGGCACUUUAUAUUGCCACUAUGGCCAGACGUGUUGUGAUGGCUAUGGAUAAUCCAAAAAUGGUAGAUGAUAGAGAUUAUGUUGGGAACAAGAGAUUGGAAUUAGCUGGUCAAUUGAUGUCUUUAUUAUUUGAAGAUUUAUUCAAGAAGUUUAAUUCUGAUUUCAAAGCCAAUAUUGAUAAGAUUUUGAAAAAACCAAGUAGGACCUCUGAAUUCGAUGCUUUGUUGUCCAUUAAUAUCCAUUCAAAUAAUAUCACUAUGGGUUUAAAUAGAGCCAUUUCAACAGGUAAUUGGUCCUUAAAACGUUUCAAGAUGGAAAGGGCAGGUGUUACCCAUGUUUUAUCAAGAUUAUCAUACAUUUCAGCAUUGGGUAUGAUGACUCGUAUUUCAUCCCAAUUCGAAAAAUCGAGAAAAGUUUCUGGUCCAAGAGCAUUACAACCUUCUCAAUUUGGGAUGUUAUGUACUGCUGAUACUCCAGAAGGGGAAGCGUGUGGUUUGGUUAAAAACUUGGCAUUAAUGACUCAUAUUACAACUGAUGAUGAAGAACUACCCAUUAAAAAAUUAUGUCUUAUUUUGGGUUGUGAACCUAUUUUACGUAUAGAUUCAGCAACUUUACAUAAUGAAGGUAAUUUUGGGAUCUAUCUUAAUGGUACAUUGGCGGGUACUACUAGAUUCCCGGCAAGAUUUGUUUCUGAUUUCCGUCGUUUAAGAAGAGCUGGGAAAGUUUCAGAAUUUGUUUCUAUUUAUACAAACACCCAUCAACAAGCAGUUCAUAUCGCCACUGAUGGUGGUAGAAUUUGUCGUCCACUUAUUAUUGUAGAGAAUGAUGUACCAAAAGUUACUGCUGAACAUUUAUUAAAAUUAAGAAAGGGAGAAUGGGCUUUUGAUGAUUUCUUACAUCAUGGAUUAGUUGAAUAUUUGGAUGUCAAUGAAGAAAAUGAUUCAUUGAUUGCAUUAUACGAAUAUGGCAUUCAAGAACAUCCAAGUGGAAGUGUUACCCAUUUGGAAAUUGAACCAUUUACAGUAUUGGGUGCAGUUGCCGGUUUGAUUCCAUAUCCCCAUCAUAACCAAUCACCAAGAAAUACAUAUCAAUGUGCGAUGGGUAAGCAAGCUAUUGGUGCUAUAGCCUAUAAUCAAUUCAGAAGAAUUGAUACAUUGUUAUACUUCCUGGUAUAUCCUCAACAACCUAUGGUUAAGACCAAGACAAUUGAAUUGAUCAAUUAUGAUAAAUUACCAGCUGGUCAGAAUGCUACUGUUGCAGUCAUGUCUUAUUCCGGUUAUGAUAUUGAAGAUGCUUUGGUAUUGAACAAAGCAUCCAUUGAUAGAGGGUUUGGUCGUUGUCAAGUUGUUCGUAAGAAUACUAUUCAAUUAAAGAGAUAUCCUAACCACACCAAAGAUAUUCUUUCUGGUAUGAGAGUUGAUGAGGAUGGAAAUGCGAUUUUCCCCCAUCAAGCAUUAGGUCCAGAUGGAUUAGGUGAAGUUGGCGCAAGAAUUGAGAAUGGUCAAGUAUAUGCCAAUAAAUGUGUUCCUACAAAUGCUGGGGAAUCUUCAUUAGGAGGUCAUCCUGACCAAAUGGCAAAUGUUGAAAGUCAUAGAGAAACUCCUGCUUAUUAUAAGGGUCCUGAACCAUCAUAUGUCGAUCAAGUAAUGAUGUCCGUUAGUGAUAAUGAUCAAGCAUUAAUUAAAGUGUUGCUUAGACAAACUAGAAGACCAGAAUUGGGUGAUAAAUUCUCUUCUAGACAUGGACAAAAGGGUGUUUGUGGUAUUAUUGUCCAACAAGAAGAUUUACCAUUUAAUGAUCAAGGGAUUUCGCCUGAUAUUAUUAUGAACCCACAUGGUUUUCCAUCUCGUAUGACGGUUGGGAAAAUGAUUGAAUUGAUCUCUGGUAAAGCAGGUGUCUUGAAUGGAAGUUUGGAAUAUGGGACAUGUUUUGGAGGUUCUAAGUUGGAAGAUAUGUCUAAGAUCUUGGUUGAAAAAGGAUUUUCAUAUUCAGGGAAAGAUAUGUUAUAUUCUGGUAUUACUGGAGAAUGUUUACAAGCAUAUAUUUUCUUUGGUCCAAUUUAUUAUCAAAAAUUGAAACAUAUGGUUUUAGAUAAGAUGCAUGCCAGAGCAAGAGGUCCAAGGGCCGUGUUAACAAGACAACCUACAGAAGGUAGAUCAAGAGAUGGUGGGUUAAGAUUGGGAGAAAUGGAAAGAGACUGUGUUAUUGCAUACGGUGCUUCCCAAUUGUUGCUAGAAAGAUUAAUGAUUUCAUCUGAUGCAUUUGAAGUUGAUAUUUGUAAUAAAUGUGGUUUAAUGGGUUAUAAUUCUUGGUGUACUACAUGUAAGAGUUCCGAAAAUGUUAUCAAGAUGACUAUUCCAUAUGCUGCAAAAUUAUUAUUCCAAGAAUUAUUGUCAAUGAACAUUGCACCUAGAUUAAGAUUAGGUGAUGUCUUUUAG